GUUAUCCAGAUGAAUAUACAAGAAGAUAUUCGUAAGCAGAUAGUGCAAGAACUGAAAAUAAAUCAAGCAUCACAAUGUCCCCAUGUUGUUGUAUGCUACCACUCUUUCUAUCACAAUGGAGCUAUAUCACUGGUUUUGGAGUAUAUGGACCGUGGAUCUUUAGUUGAUGUAAUCGGGCAACUCAAGACUAUUCUUGAACCAUACCUCGCAGUUGUUUGCAAGCAGGUUUUACAAGGUCUUGUCUACUUGCAUCACGAGAGACAUGUUAUCCACAGAGACAUAAAGCCAUCAAAUUUGCUAGUGAACCACAAAGGAGAGGUAAAAAUUACAGAUUUUGGUGUAAGUGCAAUGCUAGCCAGCUCUAUGGGUCAAAGGGAUACAUUUGUUGGGACCUACAAUUACAUGGCACCUGAAAGAAUAAGUGGAAGUACCUAUGACUACAAGAGUGAUAUCUGGAGCUUGGGCAUGGUCAUCCUUGAAUGUGCAAUAGGACGUUUCCCAUACAUACAGUCAGAGGACCAGCAAGCUAGGCCGAGCUUUUAUGAGCUUUUGGAGGCUAUUGUUAGCAGUCCACCACCUUCUGCUCCAGCAGAUCAAUUUUCCCCAGAAUUCUGUUCAUUUGUUUCUGCUUGCAUUCAAAAGGAUCCCAGGGAUAGAUCUUCAGCUUUGGACCUUUUGAGUCAUCCUUUCAUUAAAAAGUUUGAAGACAAAGACAUUGAUCUCGGGAUACUUGUCGGUAGCCUUGAACCUCCAGUAAAUUUUCCAAGAUAAAUUCUUGUAAUAUAUAUUAGUAGUAGUACUACUAAAUUGUAGACCUGUAAUAUCUAUAAGUUUCUGUAAACAUCACAUGAGCUGAAUGAAUUAUUUAGCAGCACUUUUAUCUAAUAUUAGUUCGAUAUAGC
Messenger RNA from Capsicum annuum, 902 nucleotides. RefSeq names its product mitogen-activated protein kinase kinase 6. Gene Ontology annotation, biological process: protein phosphorylation. NCBI's taxonomy places the organism in Eukaryota, Viridiplantae, Streptophyta, Magnoliopsida, Solanales, Solanaceae. Gene Ontology annotation, molecular function: protein serine/threonine kinase activity; ATP binding. Gene Ontology annotation, cellular component: cytoplasm. The record is from RefSeq and is a predicted model, not a curated record.